CCUGGGAUGAACCAUCCCGCAGCUGUCCCUCCCUGCAGGGCAGGGCAGGGAGGUAGCAGAAAGAGCCGUGCUUAUCAAACCCUGCUUCUUUAAACAGGCUCUUCGCUGCCUGCAGUCAAAGCCACGCUAUGCUUAACGUCACCGGGGAGCAAAAAUAGCCGGCACGAGUGGAGGGAGGGGAAUGGGAGUAUUAAGAGCGCCCAGAUUUCAAACAUACUUGGCUUGACAGAGCGCUCCCUCCCUGCCCCUGCCGCUCCAGAUGCGACGGAGCACCGCGAUCCCUCACUCUCUGCCCAUGAAGAAGGAUUCUCUUCUUUCUAUUUUUCCCCCUCUUUUUCUGUUUUUCUUUCUUCAAGUUUCAGCUUCGACACAGCUAGAUAGAUUUUUUUUGUUUUCUUUCUUUCUUGUAGGAAACUUCAUCUGCCGGAUUUAAAAGCAAGUGGAGAAUGCAGAUGGUCCUUGGAUGAGACACAGCUAAGAAAUGGUUCUGCACCUCCCAGCAGCCGCGUUCCUCGGAGCAGAAAGAACCCUCUGUGACAUGAGCAAAGCUUCUGGCAUUUAAACCCAGGAGGAUGUCCCUAAGUGACGAGCUGGAGAGCCACUUCUCUGCCACCCCCUACGCGGUGACAGACACGAGUGAGGACGGCGUGUUCAGGAUCAGGCCCAACGCCUCGGCCAACGGCACCGGGGACGGCGCGUGGGCGGCGGGCUCCGCCGAGGACAUGGUGGCCAUCUGCACCAUCGGCGCCAUCCUGUCGCUCAUGUGCGUCGUCGGGGUCACGGGCAACGUCUACACGCUGCUGGUGAUGUGCCACUACCUGCGCUCCUCGGCCUCCAUGUACAUCUACAUCAUCAACCUGGCGCUGGCCGACCUGCUCUACCUCCUCACCAUCCCCUUCAUCGUCGGCACCUACUUCAUCCAGAAGUGGUACUUUGGGGACGUCGGCUGUCGCAUCCUCUUCAGCCUGGACUUCCUCACCAUGCACGCCAGCAUCUUCACCCUCACGGUGAUGAGCACCGAGCGCUACUUUGCCGUGCUGAAGCCCCUGGACACGGUGAAGAGGUCCAAGAGCUACCGCAAGGCCAUCGCUGUGGUCAUCUGGCUGGUGUCACUGCUGCUCACCCUCCCCAUGCUCAUCAUGAUCCAGCUGGUGCAAAGGGACAACAAAAGCAUCUGCCUGCCCACCUGGAGCAAGCUGUCCUACAAAGUCUAUCUCUCCAUCCUUUUUGGCACCAGCAUCGUGGGCCCGGGGGUGGUCAUUGGCUACCUCUACAUCCGCCUGGCCAGGAUUUACUGGGUGUCACAGACUGCGUCCUUCAAGCAGACCAAGAGGCUGCCCAACCAGAAGGUGCUCUAUUUAAUCUUCACCAUAGUGCUGGUCUUCUGGGCUUGCUUCUUGCCUUUCUGGAUAUGGCAGCUCCUCUUCCAGUAUUAUGAGUCCUUCUCUUUAUCUCCCAAGGUGAUGAAGAACAUUAAUUACUUGACAACCUGCCUGACCUACAGCAACAGCUGCAUCAACCCCUUCCUCUACACCCUGCUCACCAAAAACUACCGGGAGUACCUGAAGAACAGGCAGAGGUCCCUCAGCAGCAGCAGUGGGUAUUUCCAGAGGAGGAAUCGCUUUCAGAGGAUUUCAGGGAGGUCCCUGUCCACGAGCAGCCAGCACUGCACAGAGACUUAUGUCCUUGCUCACGCACCCCUGGGAAACAGCAGUGCCUGAAGGUAAAAUACAUCUCCAAGAACAAUCAAUAUUGACUUCAAUGUUGCUUUGAUUUAAAGUGUACAUUGUACAGGCGAAGCCUUGGCAGACCCAGAAUGUGCACACAUUUAUCCAGAGGCUGUGCCAUGUGUCUGUUCUCAUUUCUUCAGUGCCACUGAUUUGAUGCUAGCAGCACUCGGCUGAACAUUUAUCUAAAUAGCCUUUCACUUUUUAUCUUUAUAUUCUAUAGUGUAUGUCUCCUCAAGUAGCCAUCAAUAAUGAAAGCCCAUAACAGAGCCGUGAUUUUUAACAGUAUCAGCUGUCUCACAACGUUUAAAAUUAUGUUACCCCA
Ficedula albicollis (Collared flycatcher) is the source of this 2052-nucleotide messenger RNA. RefSeq names its product urotensin-2 receptor-like. The record is from RefSeq and is a predicted model, not a curated record. The transcript has 2 exons. NCBI's taxonomy places the organism in Eukaryota, Metazoa, Chordata, Aves, Passeriformes, Muscicapidae. Gene Ontology annotation, cellular component: membrane. Gene Ontology annotation, biological process: neuropeptide signaling pathway; regulation of blood pressure; blood vessel diameter maintenance. The coding region runs from base 573 to 1721 and encodes 382 amino acids. Gene Ontology annotation, molecular function: urotensin II receptor activity.